This is a messenger RNA of Aspergillus affinis, 1086 nucleotides long. RefSeq names its product LYR motif-containing protein. The record is from RefSeq and is a predicted model, not a curated record. Bases 1 to 1086 code for a protein of 361 amino acids. The transcript is spliced from 3 exons. Lineage: Eukaryota; Fungi; Ascomycota; Eurotiomycetes; Eurotiales; Aspergillaceae.
AUGGCGUUUCACAAAUCAGUAGUCCCGAAGUAUUCGGGGGCGCAUCGUUUUGCAUGCUUAGCUCUUUACCGGGGGCUUCUCCGACAAUGCGCCAACUUACCAACCACUAUUCCCGAGCUCAACACCUCUAGAUCCCUCAUUAGACAAAGGUUCCGGAGGUACAAGAAACUUCAGAGUCCAUCCCAGUCUGUCAAUGCGUUGAAAGCUGGAUACGAGGCCUUCGACCUCUUACACUCGGCUGCCCACGGAAACCAGAAUGGCAUACAAAGCAUUACGGACCUCCUCGCAGAAGCGCAGUCGAUCCAACAGCGAAAGCUUACGGCGCAAAAAGCACUUGCGGAAGCAAGACCCGCUAGACCUCCGAACAAAGCAGAACGAAAGAAAGCAGAAUUCCAACGCCACCAAGAUCUUACUGCCCAUCAUCAUCCAGAUACAGAACCUAUACUCUCCCGUCCCCGUCCCUUCGUGAGAGGCAAGCGCCACAUCCCUAGGUUUGUCAGUGCGCGAGGCAUACCAUUUUUGCGCAUCAAGAAGUACCAACCAAAGAACCUCAGUGGCGUGAUUAGAACCAAACUUAACAAGCGAUGGGCUUUGGUUCUGCGUCGUCAUAGAUUACAGUCGGAAUUACUCUUUACCGAGGACGAAGACAUGUGGGAUGUAUUGACCGGUUGUCGGGAACAUGCCGAUUGGACUUCGCCGGUUGAGGAUGCUUUUUUGGCUGUUGAGAAACAGAUUCUCUCCUCAGAUCAGAAGAACCGAGCACUAGCCGAAAAAAUGUGGAAAGUCGUUCUUGCUGAGCGCGAAUUAGCAGAGAAGGAGCAAAAGGAAGCAGUGAGGGAAAACAGAAUAAGGGAAGGCAGAAAGAGGCUAAGCAGUUCACCCCCACUGUACUUUCGUCGGGUGCUGGUGUUAGAGAAGAAGAGAACAGAGAAGAAGAGAAUAGAGAAGGCGAUAGCAGAUUAUGAGGGAAAGAGAGCAGAGAGGGAGAGAAAGCAAACACAGAAGGAGAGAAAGCAAGCAGAGAGGGAAAGCAGAAUGAGGAAAAGUAGAUCACUACGGAACCUUUUUCGUCGGGUACUGGUGUGA